AUGCCAGAUCACAGCAUCGGCGAUCAAAUCGCGCACCCCCACGUGAUCUCCACGCACAAAUGUGCUGCAUCCGUUCUGGCGAUCGACUAUGGCGCAGACUGGAUCAAAGCCUCGCUGAUGAAGCCCGGAGUCCCUUUCGAUUCUACUGUAGGCUGGAAACAAACGACAGCUGUUGGGUCCGACGCCGCUGCAAUUGCAGGACGGUAUCCCCAAGAUUCAUUCCCCUUGCUCAAAUUCCUUCAGGCAGCGCCGUACGACUCUUCUGCGGCUCCUUCUACAAGUCAUUCCACCGCAGACUUGGUCGAGACGGAUCGGGGCACAGUUGCUCUCCGUCGCUCGGACGGCACCGAGUGGUCCGUCGAGGAGCUUAUUGGCAUGCAGCUGUCGUACGUGAAACAACUGGCAGAGGACUUCUCUGGAGAGAAGGUCUACGACGUGGUGGUCACUGUUCCCCCGUACUACACCAUGUUCGAGCGGGAUGCAGUAGCAGACGCGAUCGAGAUUGCUGGCAUGCGUACCCUCGCACUUGUCAACGACGGUACUGCUGUAGCAGUCAACUACGCCAUGACACGGACGUUCUCCCAGCCAGAGUAUCAUGUCGUCUACGAUGCGGGUGCUUCGUCCAUUCGCGCACUCGAUCCGAAGGCGAAGAGCCUUACCAGGACAGCAUCCAGAUUACGGUCGAGGUACCUCUGGAAGGAGGCUGGUCGCGUGAAGGCGGUCUUGAGCGCGAAUACAGAUGCGACGGCGUCGGUGGAGAGUUUGGCUUGGGACAUCGACUACCGCUCCAAGAUCACCCGCGCAGACUUCGAGAUUGCAUGCAGAGACCUUAAGGGCGAGUUCUCUCGUCCCAUCUUUGACGCGCUAGCUAGUGCCGGUAUGCACUGGUAUGACGACAUCUCCUCUGUGAUUCUCACCGGUGGUGCCUCGAGGACUCCCAUGAUUCAGUCAGCCGUGAAAGCCGCGGUCGGAGAGAACAAGAUUGCUCUGAACGUCAACGCCGACGAAGCCGCCGUUCUCGGUGCCGCUCUCCACGGCGCGUCGCUGAGCAAGCAGUUCAAGACAAAGGACAUCCGCGUGACGGACAUGAACCCGUACGACAUCCAGACGUCGUACACCGCAGAGAACAAGAAGGUGCCGAACGGGAAGCCGCGCACAAUCAACACACUGGUCUUCCCCGCAGGCACCAAGACGGGUACGAAGAAGACCUUGACGCUCAAGCGCGCGGAUGACUUCCCAUUGAAGCUGGCGUAUAAGGGUGCUCCCGCCCCAGGCUUCCCGACGGACCUACUCGUAGCAAAGAUCGGCGGAGUGGCGGAGGCAAUCAAGAACCUGACGGAGUUGGGUGCUACGGACCCGGUUGUAAAGGCUACGCUGAGGUUCUCCGACUCGGGCUUUGCGAGCGUCACCGAUGCAAUAGCCUACGGCGAAAUAAAGGAUGGCUCGCUAACCGGGUCUUUCUCAGGCAAAUCGGAAGAGGUGGUCGACGGCGAUGCGGCAGAAGGCGAUCAAGCGGCCUUCGCUGCGCCAUUGCCUUCGACGUCCGCAGCCGUAUCGGAGCAGAAGACGGAGGAUACAAUCGCGCUUGAUGUGCAAGUGGACUUCCCGUCGCUCCAACCGCUUUCCGUGGCGGCAAAGCGACAGUCUCGUGCACGGCUUACGGUCAUUGACAACGAAGAGGCAGGAAAGCGGCACAGGGAGGAAGCCCGGAACAGCCUAGAGGCUUAUAUCUACAAACUACGUGACCUCCUUGACGAAAACAACCCAGACACACCGUUCGUCAAGUGCUCUCAAGAAGCUGAGCGCAAGAGGAUUGCCGAAAACCUGAAGGAGACGGCUGUUUGGAUUUCCGACCAUGGUGAUGAUGCUGAUACGAAGGAACUCGUCGCGAAGCGCAGUGCAUUAGAGAGCUUGGAACGGCCCAUCUUCGUCCGCUACGAAGAGAUCAAGGAGUUUCCUCACGCGCUGAACAUGAGUCAGUUGAUGAAUUGGCAAACACGACUGUUCCUAGGGGAGGCCAAGCAGGCACUGAUUACCGCCGAGGAAGGUGGGACACCGGCGAAGUAUACGGUGAGCGAGAUCGAGGGUCUGCAGAAGGCUCUCGAAGACCACGAACGAUGGCUCAACGAGUGGGUGGAGAAGCAAAAGAAGGUGGCGAUGAAUGAGGAUCCCGUCAUUCUGACGAGCGAGAUGAGGGCACGGGCGAAGACUCUGGACAACGUGCUGCAGAAGCUGAGGAACAAGAAGAUGCCUAAGGUGCCGAAGAAAACAAAUACCACGAGCGCAAGCGCGGACGCCACAGGGACUCAGCAGACGGAGUCGACGGGGGCGGGUGGAUCGUCGCGUAGCUCUUCGUCCGCUUCAGCGUCGCAUCCUUCCAGCGAGAAGCACGAUGAGCUGUGA
Fomitopsis serialis is the source of this 2403-nucleotide messenger RNA. Its product is annotated as Hsp70 protein-domain-containing protein. Gene Ontology annotation, cellular component: endoplasmic reticulum chaperone complex. NCBI's taxonomy places the organism in Eukaryota, Fungi, Basidiomycota, Agaricomycetes, Polyporales, Fomitopsidaceae. Gene Ontology annotation, biological process: endoplasmic reticulum unfolded protein response; negative regulation of hypoxia-induced intrinsic apoptotic signaling pathway; cellular response to hypoxia. The record is from RefSeq and is a predicted model, not a curated record. The transcript has 14 exons. Gene Ontology annotation, molecular function: ATP binding; ATP-dependent protein folding chaperone. The coding region runs from base 1 to 2403 and encodes 800 amino acids.